GCAUUUACUUUCAAGGGUUUGUGUUGCCGAGUUACUUAAACUUUAAAAAUAUGUCUUUGCAUUCGGAAGAGCUAGGAAGUCUUAUGGCCGUUAUUGGUGAUGAGGACACCUGUGUCGGCUUCUUGCUCGGUGGUAUUGGAGAAGUCGGCGAGGAUCGUGAGACCAAUUUCAUGGUCGUGGAGAAGGACACGACUCCCGGCCAGAUUGAGGCGUGUUUCAAGAAGUUCCUGCGGCGGCCAGAUAUAGCCAUCAUUCUGAUCAACCAGGUGUACGCGGACCUGAUUCGCCCCACCGUCGAUGCCCACGACCUGGCCGUGCCCACUGUGCUGGAGAUUCCCUCGAAGCAGCAGCCCUACGAUGCCUCCAAGGACUCGAUUCUGAAGCGGGCCCAAAGCGUUUUCAGCCCGCCCGAGAGGCGCUACUAGCGGCUCAACUUUGCCAAUCAGUUCCGGGAUCGAAGUGUGAGUCUAAUGAAAGAUUUGCAUAGUUCUCAAAUGCACACCGAAUGCCAAUGCCAGUGCUACAAAGUCGUUUGAAUUGUUCUUGAAAAAAGAUACCUACGCAGAUAUGUACAUACACACGUAUACUCACACAAAUGAUGGGAGAAAAUAAAGCUUAUACGUACAUCAGGCAACUUUUCAGCUUUUGCGUUUUAAGGAAAUUGCCAAAAAACUGCAGCGGCAACAAUCUGAAAAGAGGAAAACAACACAAAUGCGUUGCGCUUGCAACAAAAUUGAAAACAGCAACCACACAAAAACAAAUGCAAGAGAAAGAAAAGCCAUGGCAAAAGUACAACAAAGUGAACGAAAACGAUACAAAUAAGCGCUGAAAUGCCAAUACAUGGCAAAAAUGCGAGAAGAAAACCAAACCGAAUAAAGCCAAAUAAAACAAAACAGCGAACCGAAAAAGGCACAACAGAAAACUAACAAAAUAAAAACUCUUAAAAAGACAGCACAAUUUACGUUGUCUGGAUGGAUCUGGACCCAUUUGCAGGGAAAGUCGGGGAAAAGCGACUUCUUACGGGCUGCUUAGCGCAACAAAAGCAUGCGAAAACAAUAUUCGAGCAAAGUAUUUUGCGCCAACUUUUCGCACCAAGAAGUUGGCGCCGAGAAUGCAUUCAGAAACUUCUGCUCCAGUGACAAGUUUGCCGGAUCGGGAACCGAACCACCCAGAAUCGCAGGAGGACGUAUCCCUGGUGGCUCCACAAAAGCGCAGCCUAUAAGCAGGCAACUCCCGGACCUCCAACACUCCAAAGGCCGCCUGAAGCUCGGCUAUAAAAUGCUUAAAACUUAGUCAGAAGGCAGUUCGAAAAUUAAUUUACAGACAAUUGCAAUGGACUUUUACGCUUCUAUUCGGUUUGGCAGGCAUAAAGUUACACACUUAAAACUCACCAAUAAAACAUGUUCAAUUUUGUGGAUCAAGAAGCCAUAAGACUCUAGAUAGAUAGAUAGCUGAUAAGUUUGUGAACU
This is a messenger RNA of Drosophila subpulchrella, 1469 nucleotides long. RefSeq names its product V-type proton ATPase subunit F (gene Vha14-2). The record is from RefSeq and is a predicted model, not a curated record. Gene Ontology annotation, biological process: proton transmembrane transport. Bases 51 to 425 code for a protein of 124 amino acids. The transcript is spliced from 4 exons. Gene Ontology annotation, cellular component: membrane; proton-transporting V-type ATPase, V1 domain. Gene Ontology annotation, molecular function: proton-transporting ATPase activity, rotational mechanism. Lineage: Eukaryota; Metazoa; Arthropoda; Insecta; Diptera; Drosophilidae.